AUGUCUUACGAUCAAGGUGGUAAUGGCAAUUGGCAGAACACCGAUCCCAAUGGUAACUAUUACUACAAUGGGGCCGAGAACAACGAAUUCUAUGAUCAGGAUUAUGCUUCUCAACAACCAGAACAACAACAAGGUGGUGAAGGUUACUACGAUGAGUACGGACAACCCAACUAUAAUUACAUGAACGACCCACAGCAAGGUCAAAUGCCACAACAACAACCUGGUGGUUAUGAGAACGACGGCUACUACGACUCGUACUAUAACAACCAGAUGAACGCUGGUGUUGGCAAUGGGUUGGGACCUGACCAGACUAAUUUUUCAGAUUUUAGCAGCUACGGACCACCUCCAUUUCAAAAUAACCAAGCUAAUUAUACACCAUCCCAACUAAGUUAUAGCAACAAUGGGAUGGGCAGCAACGGUAUGAAUAUGUCUGGUUCGUCAACUCCAGUAUACGGUAACUACGAUCCGAACGCUAUUGCGAUGACAUUACCAAACGACCCAUACCCAGCUUGGACCGCUGAUCCACAAAGUCCCGUUUCCAUUGAACAAAUCGAAGACGUCUUCAUCGAUCUAACCAACAAAUUUGGUUUCCAAAGAGACUCUAUGAGAAACAUCUUCGACCUGUUUAUGACUUUAUUGGACUCUAGAACAUCCAGAAUGUCUCCAGACCAAGCAUUGCUAUCUGUCCACGCUGAUUAUAUUGGUGGUGACACUGCUAACUACAAGAAAUGGUAUUUCGCAGCUCAGCUUGAUAUGGAUGAUGAAGUUGGUUUCAGAAACAUGAAUUUGGGUAAGUUAUCAAGAAAAGCAAGGAAAGCUAAGAAGAAGAACAAAAAAGCAAUGGAAGAGGCCAACCCUGAAGACGCUGCUGAAGUGCUUAAUAAAAUCGAAGGUGAUAACUCUCUUGAAGCUUCUGACUUCAGAUGGAAGACUAAGAUGAACAUGCUAACUCCUAUUGAAAGGGUUCGUCAAGUGGCCCUUUACAUGUUAAUCUGGGGUGAAGCUAACCAAGUUAGAUUCACUUCUGAAUGUCUAUGUUUCAUUUACAAAUGUGCUUCUGACUACCUAGAAUCACCAUUAUGCCAACAGAGAACAGAGCCAAUCCCAGAAGGUGAUUAUCUAAAUAGAGUCAUCACUCCAAUUUAUCAAUUUAUCAGAAACCAGGUCUAUGAAAUUGUCGAUGGACGUUAUGUCAAACGUGAAAAGGACCAUAACAAGAUUAUUGGUUAUGAUGAUGUCAAUCAACUGUUUUGGUACCCAGAAGGUAUCACUAAGAUUGUAUUGGAAGAUGGUACUAAACUAACUGAUAUUCCAAGCGAGGAACGUUACUUAAGACUUGGGGAAGUGGCUUGGAACGAUGUCUUCUUUAAGACAUACAAGGAAACACGUACUUGGUUACAUCUUGUGACCAAUUUCAAUCGUAUUUGGAUUAUGCACGUUUCCGUCUACUGGAUGUAUGUUGCUUAUAACUCUCCUACUUUCUACACUCACAACUAUCAACAACUGGUAAACAAUCAACCUGUCCCUGCUUAUAGAUGGGCAAGUGCCGCCUUGGCUGGUACAGUGGCUAGUGCAAUCCAGUUGUUUGCAACUGUUUGUGAAUGGUGGUUCGUUCCAAGGAAAUGGGCUGGUGCUCAACAUUUAUCUCGUAGGUUUUGGUUUUUAUGUGGUAUCCUAGGUGUUAAUCUUGGUCCUUUAAUUUUUGUCUUUGCUUAUGAAAAGGACACUGUUCAAUCGAAGGCUGGUCAUGCUGUAGCAGCUGUGACAUUUUUCAUUGCUGUGGCCACUGUUUUAUUCUUCUCGAUUAUGCCAUUAGGUGGUCUUUUCACCUCAUAUAUGCAAAAAUCAAGUAGAAGAUAUGUUGCUUCUCAGACUUUCACCGCAUCUUUUGCCCCAUUACAAGGUUUGGAUAGAUGGUUAUCUUAUUUAGUUUGGGUUACAGUUUUUGCUGCCAAAUACUCUGAAUCGUACUUCUUCUUGAUUUUGUCUCUAAGAGACCCUAUCAGAAUUUUAUCAACUACUACCAUGAGAUGUACUGGUGAGUAUUGGUGGGGUUCAAAGUUAUGUAGACAUCAAUCGAAGAUUGUUUUAGGUUUCAUGAUUGCUACAGAUUUCAUUUUGUUCUUCCUUGAUACUUAUUUGUGGUACAUUGUUGUCAACACUGUCUUCUCUGUUGGUAAAUCCUUCUAUCUAGGUAUUUCCAUCUUAACUCCUUGGAGAAAUAUCUUUACAAGAUUACCAAAGAGAAUUUACUCAAAGAUUUUGGCCACAACUGAUAUGGAGAUUAAAUAUAAACCAAAGGUUCUAAUCUCUCAAAUUUGGAAUGCAAUUAUUAUUUCCAUGUACAGAGAACAUUUACUUGCUAUCGACCAUGUUCAGAAACUGUUAUACCAUCAAGUUCCAUCUGAAAUUGAAGGUAAAAGAACUCUAAGAGCUCCAACGUUCUUUGUAUCUCAGGAUGAUAACAAUUUUGAAACUGAGUUUUUCCCAAGAAACUCUGAAGCUGAACGUCGUAUCUCAUUCUUUGCCCAAUCAUUGGCUACCCCAAUGCCAGAACCAUUACCAGUUGACAACAUGCCAACUUUUACCGUCUUGACUCCACACUAUUCUGAAAGAAUAUUGCUUUCUCUAAGAGAAAUCAUCAGAGAAGAUGAUCAAUUUUCAAGAGUCACUCUAUUAGAAUAUUUGAAACAAUUGCAUCCUGUUGAAUGGGAAUGUUUUGUUAAGGAUACCAAGAUUCUGGCAGAAGAAACAGCCGCUUAUGAAAAUGAGGAGACUCAGGAUCCAGAGAAAUCUGACGCUUUGAAAACUCAAAUUGAUGAUCUUCCUUUCUACUGUAUUGGUUUCAAGUCUGCUGCUCCAGAAUACACUUUACGUACACGUAUUUGGGCAUCGUUGAGAUCCCAAACCUUGUACCGUACUGUUUCUGGUUUUAUGAACUACGCUAGAGCGAUUAAAUUGCUAUACCGUGUCGAAAACCCAGAGAUUGUUCAAAUGUUUGGUGGCAAUGCUGAAGGUCUUGAGAGAGAAUUGGAGAAAAUGGCUAGAAGAAAGUUUAAGUUUUUGGUUUCAAUGCAAAGAUUGGCUAAGUUUAAGCCACAUGAAUUAGAAAAUACUGAAUUCUUGUUAAGAGCUUACCCUGAUUUACAAAUUGCUUACUUGGAUGAAGAACCUCCUUUGAACGAGGGAGAAGAACCAAGAAUUUAUUCUGCCUUGAUUGACGGUCACUGUGAAAUGUUGGAAAACGGUCGGAGACGUCCAAAAUUCAGAGUUCAAUUAUCUGGUAACCCUAUUCUUGGUGAUGGUAAAUCUGAUAAUCAAAACCAUGCUUUGAUUUUCUACAGAGGUGAAUACAUUCAAUUAAUUGAUGCUAACCAAGACAACUAUUUGGAAGAAUGUUUGAAGAUUAGAUCCGUUUUAGCCGAAUUUGAGGAAUUAAAUGCCGAACCCGUCUACCCAUACACUCCUGGUGUUAAAUAUGAAGACCAGAAGACUAAUCAUCCAGUCGCAAUUGUUGGUGCUAGAGAAUAUAUUUUCUCCGAAAACUCUGGUGUGCUUGGUGAUGUCGCCGCUGGUAAGGAACAGACUUUUGGUACAUUGUUUGCUCGUACAUUGGCUCAAAUUGGUGGUAAACUGCAUUAUGGUCACCCGGAUUUCAUCAAUGCUACGUUUAUGACAACAAGAAGUGGUCUAUCCAAGGCUCAAAAGGGUUUACAUUUGAACGAAGAUAUUUACGCCGGUAUGAAUGCCCUAUUACGUGGUGGUCGUAUUAAGCACUGUGAAUAUUAUCAAUGUGGUAAAGGUAGAGAUUUAGGUUUUGGUACAAUUUUGAAUUUCACAACUAAGAUUGGUGCAGGUAUGGGUGAACAAAUGUUGUCCCGUGAGUACUACUAUUUAGGUACACAAUUGCCCGUAGACCGUUUCUUGACUUUCUACUAUGCGCAUCCUGGUUUCCAUUUGAAUAACUUGUUCAUUCAAUUGUCUUUGCAAAUGUUUAUGCUAACUUUGGUCAAUUUGCAUGCGCUUGCCCACGAAUCCAUUCUUUGUAUUUACGAUAGAAAUAAGCCUAAGACUGAUGUCUUGUAUCCUAUCGGUUGUUACAACUUCUCACCAGCCAUUGAUUGGAUCAGACGUUAUACAUUGUCCAUUUUCAUUGUUUUCUGGAUUGCCUUUGUUCCUAUUGUUGUUCAAGAGUUGAUUGAACGUGGUCUAUGGAAGGCUACUCAAAGAUUUUUCCGUCACAUUCUAUCUCUAUCCCCAAUGUUUGAAGUUUUUGCUGGUCAAAUUUAUUCUGCUGCUCUAUUGAGUGACAUGACUGUGGGUGGUGCUCGUUAUAUAUCCACCGGUCGUGGUUUUGCAACAUCCCGUAUUCCAUUCUCAAUUUUAUACUCCAGAUUUGCCAGCUCUGCCAUUUAUAUGGGGGCCAGAUCUAUGCUGAUGUUAUUAUUCGGUACAGUGGCACAUUGGCAAGCUCCAUUACUAUGGUUCUGGGCAUCUCUAUCUGCUUUACUGUUCUCUCCAUUCAUAUUUAAUCCACAUCAAUUUUCCUGGGAAGAUUUCUUCUUGGACUACAGAGACUAUAUUAGAUGGUUAUCAAGAGGUAACAAUAAGUACCACAAAAAUUCUUGGAUUGGCUACGUAAGAAUGGCAAGAUCACGUAUUACAGGUUUCAAACGUAAGUUGAUUGGUGAUGAUUCUGAAAAGGCUGCAGGUGAUGCUAACAGAGCUCAUAGAACAAACUUAAUACUAGCUGAAUUGAUUCCAACUGCAAUUAAUGCAGGUAGUUGUUUCAUUGGUUUUACCUUCAUUAACGCUCAAACCGGUGUUAAGGCCACCGAUGAUGACAGAGUCAACUCUGUUCUAAGAGUUGUCUUGUGUACACUUGGUCCAAUCGCUGUUGAUGUUGGUGUAUUAUUUUUCUGUUUGGGUAUGUCCUGUUGUUCUGGUCCAUUGUUUGGUAUGUGCUGUAAGAAGACAGGUGCUGUUAUGGCGGCGGUUGCACACGGUGUCUCAGUUGUGAUUCAUAUUGGUUUCUUCAUUGUAAUGUGGGUUCUAGAAGGUUUUAACUUCACUAGAAUGCUGGUUGGUGUUGCCACAGUUAUCCAAUGUCAAAGAUUUAUUUUCCAAUUAAUGACAAUUUUACUAUUGACCAGAGAAUUCAAGAAUGACCAUGCUAACACGGCUUUCUGGACAGGUAAGUGGUAUGGUUCUGGCUUUGGUUACAUGGCUUGGACUCAACCAAUGAGAGAAUUGACUGCAAAGGUUAUAGAGAUGUCUGAAUUUGCAGCUGAUUUUGUUCUUGGUCAUGUCAUCUUAUUUGCCCAAUUCCCUGUGCUUUGUAUUCCUGCCAUUGAUAAAUUCCACUCAAUCAUGCUGUUCUGGUUGAAACCAUCUCGUCAUAUUCGCCCACCAAUUUAUUCAUUAAAGCAAUCCCGUUUAAGAAAGAGAAUGGUGAAGAGAUACUUGACUCUUUACAUCAUUAUUUUCUUGGUGUUUGCAGGCGCCAUUGUUGGCCCAGCUGUCGCCGCUAGCCAUGUGCCACAGGAUAUUGGCCAUACAUUGACUGGCCCAUUCCAUAACAUUGUUCAACCUAGAAACAAGAGUAACAAUGAUACUGGUUUGCAAAUUUCGACAUAUAGUAAUCAUUACUACACACAUACGCCAUCUCUAAAGACCUGGUCCACUAUAAAAUAA
Nakaseomyces glabratus is the source of this 5694-nucleotide messenger RNA. RefSeq names its product 1,3-beta-glucan synthase GSC2 (gene GSC2). NCBI's taxonomy places the organism in Eukaryota, Fungi, Ascomycota, Saccharomycetes, Saccharomycetales, Saccharomycetaceae. The record is from RefSeq and is a predicted model, not a curated record. Gene Ontology annotation, molecular function: 1,3-beta-D-glucan synthase activity. Gene Ontology annotation, cellular component: plasma membrane; 1,3-beta-D-glucan synthase complex. Gene Ontology annotation, biological process: (1->3)-beta-D-glucan biosynthetic process; fungal-type cell wall polysaccharide biosynthetic process.